Molecule: messenger RNA, 3120 nt
Organism: Pocillopora meandrina
Lineage: Eukaryota; Metazoa; Cnidaria; Anthozoa; Scleractinia; Pocilloporidae
Source: the annotation of a GenBank genome assembly
AUGCCUGGAAAAUGCAAAUUCCAAGAUGCUUGGCUGAGUAACCCGCAGUAUAAUAAGUGGAUAGAACGCGGGAGUUCUUCGUCAGAGGCAAAAUGUAAAGCAUGCAAAAAGACAUUCGCUGUUCAAAAUAUGGGAGAAGCAGCAGUGAAAAGCCACAUGAAAUCGAAGAAGCACGUCGAUGCUGUUAAAGGUACGUUUGUGUGUUCAAAUUUGAAUUUACUAGAAUUUAAAGUUUGCAUCAAGACAAGAAAAUGCAUGUUUGCGUUAGAUAUUUGUCUCGAUAUUUGUACCAACUCGUGAUUCAUUUAGGAUGCAGCCUGUAUUGGGUAUAACAUAGAUUUAAGUGCUGUGGUGUAAUAAGAAUCGGCAAAAUAAUCAAACAGAACAAAAGAAUUUGUCAUCUAAAGCGACAGAAUAUAAAUAAAUGUCUUUUUAAUUUCGGGAUGACAAAGAUAAUGCAUGGAUUGUACCGAUGUUUAGGCAAGAGUGUUCUUUUGAGUUUUUGAGAGGCUGCAGGGGGGGGGGGGGGGGUGGUUGGGGGCCGGUGGGACUAAACUCGGAGGUAUAUUAAAUUUCAGAUAUAAAGUUAAUGUAUUAUGAGGGACUAGCAAAACGGCCAUUUCAUAUUUUUUUAUUUAGCGCAUCUUUAUUUAUUAAUACAAAAUUUAUACAAUAGUUAAUACUAUGCGAUACAACACUAAUACACUAAAAGUGAGUUUUUAUUUUUCCUUGACAUUUGUGGCUCAGCAUUGGGAUUAAUUAUGGCUUCAGCCCCCCCUCCUUCAGUUCUGUUGUGGCGCCUGUAAAAUAUGGUUUAUUUUUAUAAGUGGAUUGCAAUUUCGAUGAGGCUAUUGUGAAAUUUUGAGAUUCCAGGAUUUCUGUGACAGUAAAUUCAUUUAAUUAGGGCUCAUUUUUGACGAUAUUCAUAAACAAACAUUUUUUAAUUUGAUUUUAGACGAGAGUAGCAAUGCCAGCCUCAGAAACUUUUUACCUGCUGUUGGAAGCCAGCGUGGUUCACAUGAAGUAGGACGCUCUGAACAGCCAUGUUCUUCCGGUGCCGGUGAUAUAAGAAAUUAUGUGGCUUCAAAUGAGACACUUGCUGCAGAAGUUUUGUGGGCACUGAAAGUAAUCUUGUCUCACUAUAGUUACAAGAGCUGUGAGGACAUUCCAGAACUAUUUAAACGUAUGUUUCCGGACAGCCAGAUAGCCAGCAAGUUUUCCUGUGGCGAGAAAAAAUGUGCUUACUUAGCUUGUUUUGGCAUAGCACCCUAUUUCCAACGUAAGCUUACGGAUGAAGUCACAAAACUUGAAUUGUUUGUUUUACUUUUUGAUGAAUCGCACAAUAAAGUUACCCAAACCAAGCAGAUGGAUCUGCAUGUUAGGUUUUGGGAUGCAAAAAACUCCAGAGUGCAGACAAGGUACCUAACCUCUGUAUUUCUGGGACAUGCUACAGCCGACGACCUUUUGGAAAAGAUCGUUAGCUACCUUGAUAGUAUCAAGAUUCAGAAGUCCAACAUAUUGCAGUUGUCAAUGGACGGGCCUAACGUGAAUUGGAAACUGCAUGAGCUAUUCCAGGAACUGAUCUCUGAGGUUGACGAAAACGCACCCAUCUUAGUUAACGUAGGCUCUUGUGGACUUCACAUUGUACACAAUGCUUUCAAAGCUGGAUCAAAGGCAUCUACUUGGAGCAUUCAGGAAGUUCUGUCUUCUCUUCAUUGGUUAUUUGUGGAUUCACCAGCACGAAGAGAGGAUUACACAGAAAUAACCAGCAGUGUUGUAUUUCCAAUUAAGUACUGCAAGCACAGAUGGCUGGAGAACCUGCCAGUUGUAGUACGGGCCCAGGAAAUAUGGAAAGAAGUCACUUUCUAUGUGACAACGGUGCAACGUAGCAGCAAAUAUAGUGUGCCAACUUCAAAGUCCUACAAGACGAUAAGAGAUUCAACCCAAGAUCCACUAAUGCCUCUCAAAUUUGCUGCUUUUGAGUCAGUGGCUAAACAGCUGCAACCAUUUCUGGUACAGUUCCAAAGCGACAGCCCUCUUCUACCAUUUGUGGCCAGCAGUCUAGAGAAGGUGAUUCGUGGUCUCAUGAAAAGGUUCGUCAAAGCUGAUGUACUCCAGGGUGCCAGCUCUGCAGUAAAGCUUCUGAAGAUUGACUUCAAGAAGAGGGAGAAUUGCCUUGACGUGGAGAAGUUGGAUGUUGGUUUUGUUGCUGCCACGAAGCUGAAAGAAUUGCAAGCAGCCAAGAAAAUCAGUGAUCGUCAGACAUAUGAAUUUAGGAAGGAAUUCCAGUCGUUCCUUACAGCUACAGUUGGAAAACUUAUUGAGAAGACCCCAAUUGCCUAUUCCCUUGCCAGGAACCUGUGCUGUUUGGAUCCGAUUCAUAUUGUGACAGAGAAAGAAGCAAGCUGUGCGAGGUUCAAGAUUGUCCUCAAGAAAUUGGUAGAAUGCAAGAGGGUUGAUAUUCAUGAUUGUGACAUUUUGUUGUCACAGUACAGUGAAUUUACGGAACGGGCUACACAGGUGCACAAGUCUGAGUUUGAAGACUUUGACUUUACAGAUCAGAGAUUGGAUGCAUUUCUCCAAAAACACAUUGGUCUUGUCGGUUCACUUUCCAAACUGUGGGACGUUGUGAAAUUCCUCUUGUGUCUCUCACAUGGGCAAGCAAGUGUAGAAAGGGGAUUUUCCGUUAACCGACAGCUAAUGAUUGAGAAUAUGAAGGAGACCACUUUCGUUGCCCAACGCACCAUUCAUGACCACAUAUUGAGUAUUGAUGGAUUUCAUAAAUUGGUCAUUUCGAACGAGCUUCUUACCUCUGCUAAAGCAGGAAGACAGCGGUAUCACGCCCAUCUUGAAGAGCAGCGACAGCUUGCGAAAAAUGUUGCCAAAAGCCACAAACGAAAAUCUGUGGAUGAAGCAAAAGCUGAUUUCAGAAGAAAAAAGAAGAGACUUGAAACAGAGAUCACCACCUUACAGUUUGAUGCUGACAAAUUAGCUAAAGAGGCUGAGGUGAAGAGGCAGCUCGUCUUGUUAACCGAAUCAAAUGCACUCAGAAAUGCAGCAAAGGAGAAGAAGAUAGAACUAGAAAACUUAAACAAGGAAUUGGAAGAGUGUGAUAAAUAA